Brassica napus (rape) is the source of this 1847-nucleotide messenger RNA. RefSeq lists its product as uncharacterized. The record is from RefSeq and is a predicted model, not a curated record. The transcript is spliced from 3 exons. NCBI's taxonomy places the organism in Eukaryota, Viridiplantae, Streptophyta, Magnoliopsida, Brassicales, Brassicaceae. Bases 501 to 1211 code for a protein of 236 amino acids. Gene Ontology annotation, molecular function: metal ion binding.
UCUUGACAACAUUGAAAAAGACAAAAACUGAAGAUGGUACGACUACCUACACUAGAGUUAUUAACCAAAGUCUGCUUGAUAAAGAAGUAAUGACCAAGAACAGAAGAAAAACACUGAAAGCUCUGUCUGUAGCCGCUUAUUUCAUUUAAUUAAGCUUUGCAGUGCCAGUUUCUUAGAAGUGGUCCUUCACUCCUUAUUCCAAUUCUUUUGUAUUUUGUAUUAUUUUUCUCAACUCUUAAAUUCGAACAUGAUAUUUGACACUUAAAGCUUAUGAUCGUUGACCAACAGAAACUCUCUCUUCAUCACAAGAAAGUGGUGUGUUGUCCUCUGAAACUCACCUGUUAGAAAGCUGACUAAUUCAAUAUUUUCUGUCCACCAGAAUCUUUGUCCCUCUCUCUCCAUAUCUUUUAUGUACAUCUCUCUUUACUCCUCUUCUUAUACCACACUUUCUUUGUUAAUAGUUCAAAUGCACAAAGUAAAAGAAGCUAAAGAAAGGUCCAAUGGAGAAAUCAAGAAUGCCAAGAAACGUUUAUGAACCUUUGAAGACAUAUUUUCUCAAGGUUAACAUCAACUGCCAUGGAUGUAACAGGAAAGUGAAGAAAACAUUAAGAAAAGUUGAAGGUGUUUACUCUGUUGAUAUAGACGCAGAUCAACAAGCAGUGAUUGUUAGAGGUAACUUGGAUCCAGAGAUUUUGGUCAAGAAGUUGAACAGUAGAGGAAAGUAUGCAGAGCUUUUGUUCAUGAGUGCUUUCCAUGGUAAUCAUCAUGACAACAGAAGCUUGCGGAACGCACCAUACAACUUCGGAAACAAUCACUUUAACAAUGUCCCAAGUUACGAAAGGCAAAGCGAUGGAGAGAUGAUGAAGAUGAUGAUGGCGAACAACAUGAAACCUGUGAUGAUGAACGAUGCAGACUACUUUCAGAUGAGCGAUUCUUCUGAAGAUUUCCAGGAGCUGUUUGGAGAAACAGCGCAAAGACACAACUAUGAUGAAGAGGUGCAUCCAAAUCUGAUGAGGGACAUGGAGCUUGGAUAUUCUAAUGCAUACCCUGCAGCAGAAACAAUGAACAUGCAUAUUCCAGAAAGGUCUAAUAAUACGAUGAUGAAUGAGAGAUCUUUCCACGGUCAGAUGAUGAACGGUCCAUCUCUAGUUCCACAGUUUAUGAAUCAGGAACAGUUCAGCGCAAGGCAACUUCAUGGAUUCUACUACUGAUUGAAGAAGUUAGUGACUGACGAAAGUUUUUAAGAUAUGUGUGUGUGUGUGUGUGUUUUCACCUCUUUAUUUCAAGCAUAAUAGACUAGUAGUAUAGAGUUUUAUAUUGUUUCAAUGUUGGUUGAGUGUGUGUUUGUCACCACAUUAGCUAUUAAUAAGAACCUAGUGGUAUCAAUCUAAAAGCUAUCAUCACAUUUCCCAUGAUCUCAAUCUCCAUGGUUAUGGUCAUUAAUGGGCCUUAUCUGAUAUUUGAUUUUGCAAAUUUUAACCAGAUUCAGUGUCCGUGAAUCACAAAACUUCUCUUGCCACACAAGCAAUGAUCAUUCGCCUCUAUCUGCUAAGUUGGGACGUGCAGGCUUAUUAUUCAGAUUCAAAGACCAAUAAAAGCACAAGCACACAUUUGUCUGAAACUGCAAACAAGAUUACUACAAGACAUACGGAUGACAGAAACAGAAGAAACUCAGGAAUGGGUAAUGAAUGAAGUCUACAGGGCGUUUCUAGAUGGUGAUGGCAUCGUUCAGAGCAGAUAGAGAAAAAAAUGCAUGCAAAUGAGCAAAUAUCAAAGAAAAAGGAUCAUCGAAAACAAGAUAGCCUAAACAAGGAUCCGUUUAAUGGUGUUAUUUUAAAUGCAUAAUA